AUGACCCUGCUGCCUUUCAAAGUGGAUUAUACAAUGACGUGGAGAAUGGGACCCAGUUUCACCAUGCUGCUGACUUUAUGGCUGGUAUGUGGAUCAGAACCCCACCUCCAUGCUAUGAAAAAAGGAAGCCAUGGAGGGCGGAAAUUGCCUCUGGUUUCCCAAGUCGGCAGUAGGCCAGCUCGGUUUCUGAGGCACACAGGGAGGUCUCAGGGAAUAGAAAGAUCCACUCCAGAAGAACCAAACCUUCAACCUCUUCAAAGAAGGAGAAAUGUGCCAGUGUUGAGACUAGCUCACCCCACUGUAUUGCCAGCCCCUGUGGGCAUCAAUAGGGCCCUGGUGAGGCCUAAGCAGAGACCAACAGUCAGGAGCUCCCCUCGUGAAAUGGUCCGAGAUGAGGGGUCCUUGGCUCGGUCAAGAAUGUUGCGUUUCCCCUCUGGGUCCAGCUCUCCCAACGUCCUUGCCAGCUUUGCAGGAAAGAACAGGGUGUGGGUCAUCUCAGCCCCUCAUGCCUCUGAAGGCUACUACCGCCUCAUGAUGAGCCUUCUGAAGGAUGAUGUGUACUGUGAGCUGGCAGAGAGGCACAUCCAGCAGAUUGUGCUAUUCCACCAAGCAGGCGAGGAAGGGGGCAAAGUACGGAGGAUCACCAGUGAAGGCCAAGUCCUGGAGCAGCCCCUGGACCCCAGCCUCAUCCCAAAGCUAAUGAGCUUCUUGAAGUUGGAGAAGGGGAAAUUUGGCAUGGUGCUGUUGAAGAAGACACUGCAGGUAGAAGAACGCUACCCUUAUCCAGUCAGACUAGAGGCUAUGUAUGAAAUCAUUGAUCAGGGCCCCAUCCGGAGGAUAGAGAAGAUCCGGCAGAAGGGUUUUGUCCAAAAAUGUAAGGCCUCUGGUGUAGAGGGCCAAGUGGUAGAGGAGGGGAACAAUGGUGGCGGAGGAGCGGGAAGGCCUAGUCUAGGCAGUGAGAAGAAGAAAGAAGACCUAAGGAGAGUACAAGUCCCACCAACCAGAGAGAGUCGGGUGAAGGUGAUGAGAAAACUGGCCACCACAACAGUGACUCCUCCCCCACCUCCACCAACCCCAAGGGCCACCACCCCUCCUCUGGCUCCAGUCACAAUGGUGACUCGGACCAUGUCUCGGGCAGUAACUGUGGCUGCAAAGCCUACAACCACUACUGCCUUUCCGACCACCCAGAGGUCCUGGACCACCUGGAUGCAUAUCUCCUCAGACUCCCACAGGCCCCCCACCACAGCUGAAGUGACUAUGGCCAGGGUACCUUUGGCCUCAGAGAAUCUCUAUCCUCCACUCAGGAAGGAGCAACACAAAGAGAGGCCACAGACCACCAGGAGGCCCAGCAAGGCCACAAGCUUUGAGAGCUUCACGGUUGCCCCUUCCAUCACCACCUCAGAGCACAGCACAAGGGUCAGUCCAGGCCGUUUCAAAGACAACCGCACAGACAGGCGGGAACAUGGCCACCGAGACCCAAAUGUGGUACCAGGUCCUCUCAAGCCAGCAAAAGGGAAACCUCCCAAAAAGAAGGCUCAGGACAAAAUUCUUAGCAACGAGUAUGAGGAAAAGUAUGACCUCAGCCAGCCUACUGCAUCUCAUCUGGAAGAGGAGCUGCAGGUGAUCAAUAUUCCCACUAAAAAAGCAAAAGAGUCUAAAAAGCAUGAAAAGCCGGAGAAAUCUGACAAGAAAAAAAAGAUGAAGAAUGAGAAACCAGACAAGCUACUAAAAAAUGACAAGCAAGUGAAAAAGGACAAAGCUGAGAAAAGGAAUAAGCAGGAGAAGGAGAAGAGCAAGAAGAAAAAAGCUGAUAAAACUGAGCAGGAUGGAUACCUGAAAUCCACCACAAAAGAUUUCCUUCAUAAUCCCAAGAAGUCAGUGACUGACCUGCUGGGGUCCUUUGAAGGCAAACGGAGGCUCCUCCUGAUCACUGCUCCUAAGGCUGAAAACAACAUGUAUGUGCAACAGCGAGAUGAGUAUCUGGAAAGUUUCUGCAAAAUGGCCACCAGGAAAAUCUCCGUGAUCACCAUCUUCGGCCCUGUCAACAACAGCACCAUGAAAAUCGACCACUUUCAGCUAGAUAACGAGAAACCUAUGCGUGUGGUGGAUGAUGAGGACUUGGUAGACCAGCAUCUCAUCAGUGAGCUGAGGAAAGAGUAUGGAAUGACCUACAAUGACUUCUUCAUGGUGCUGACAGAUGUGGAUCUGAGAGUUAAGCAAUACUAUGAAGUGCCAAUAGGAAUGAAGUCUGUGUUUGAUUUGAUUGAUACUUUCCAAUCUCGAAUCAAAGACAUGGAGAAGCAGAAGAAGGAGGGCAUUGUUUGCAAGGAAGACAAAAAGCAAUCACUGGAGAACUUUCUAUCCAGGUUCCGAUGGAGGCGGCGGUUGCUGGUGAUCUCUGCUCCUAAUGAUGAAGACUGGGCCUAUUCACAGCAACUCUCUGCCCUCAGUGGUCAGGCAUGCAAUUUUGGUCUGCGCCACAUAACCAUUCUGAAGCUUUUAGGCACUGGAGAGGAAAUUGGGGGAGUUUUAGAACUGUUCCCGAUCAAUGGGAGCUCCGUUGUUGAUCGAGAAGACGUACCUGCCCAUUUGGUGAAAGACAUACGUAACUAUUUCCAAGUGAGUCCAGAGUACUUCUCCAUGCUUCUAGUUGGAAAAGAUGGAAACGUCAAAUCCUGGUAUCCUUCCCCAAUGUGGUCCAUGGUGAUUGUGUACGAUUUAAUAGACUCAAUGCAACUCCGGAGACAGGAAAUGGCCAUUCAGCAGUCACUAGGCAUGCGCUGCCCGGAAGAUGAGUACGCAGGCUAUGGUUAUCAUAGUUAUCAUCAAGGAUACCAGGAAGGUUACCAGGAUGAUUACCGUCAUCAUGAGAGUUACCACCAUGGAUACCCGUACUGAACAGAGAUAUGUAAUCUUAGCCCCAGCCAUUGUUCCCUGCAGCUGCUGAAGCCACAUGUGGCCAGCUACAUAAAGGAGUUCUUCCACACUGCCUACAUUCCUUGCCUUUUUCUUCAGUGUUCUUCUAAGACUAAAUAAAUAGCAAACUU
Messenger RNA from Orycteropus afer afer, 3047 nucleotides. RefSeq names its product coiled-coil domain containing 80 (gene CCDC80). Lineage: Eukaryota; Metazoa; Chordata; Mammalia; Tubulidentata; Orycteropodidae. The record is from RefSeq and is a predicted model, not a curated record.